Molecule: messenger RNA, 3426 nt
Organism: Ornithodoros turicata
Lineage: Eukaryota; Metazoa; Arthropoda; Arachnida; Ixodida; Argasidae
Exons: 1
Coding region: 1-3426 (1141 amino acids)
Molecular function (GO): zinc ion binding; nucleic acid binding
Source: RefSeq, a predicted model, not a curated record
AUGGACCGGCUGAAGCCAAAGCGAGCUGUACGCCGAACGCAGACUACUAAGGUCAUCAACGAGGCGACAGCAGCACUGGCCGACCCGACUACUACACCGCAAACGUACGCAUCACUGCUGGAAAGGCUGUUGCACAACAGCAAGGAGCUAAGUAUCUUGGAUAGAGAAAUAGAACCGCUGAUUACCGAUCAGCACAUGGAUCAGGAGUAUGCGACAGUGCUCGAAUACGAAGAUCAAGUCCUCAAGAUGACGAGCCUGUUGAAGGCGAAGGCAACGGAACCCGUUCUGAACAUUGGGGCAGCCACCACGACAUCAACGAACCCGAUAUCAAACAGUGGAAGGCCAAGUGCGGUUCGACUGCCAAGGUUGCAGCUGCAGACCUUUAACGGAGAUCUUGCGAAGUGGACACCAUUUUGGGAGCAGUUUCGACAGUCUAUUCACGAAAAUGAAGAUCUCUCACGAAGGGAGAAAUUCCAAUAUCUGCGCUCUUUGCUGUCCGGACUACCUGCCGCGGCGAUAGCGGGUCUUCAAGCGACGGAGAUGUGCUACCAGGACGCGAUUGACAUUUUGACUCGUCGUUUCGGAGAUCAGAAGAGAAUUGAACAAGAGCAUCUUGGAAAGCUGAGAACACCUCCUGUGGUGACGUCGUCAGACGACAUCCGGGGUCUCCGCCGGUUGUUCGACCACGUGCAGACACACAGACGAGGACUACAGGCCCUCGGAAUUUCCCCGUCAACGUACGCCGCGUUACUCGUGGACAUCAUCCUGAAGGCGUUACCUGGUGAUAUCACCGUCGAGUACUAUCGUCGAUCGGCUCGUGGAUCCAUAGUUUCUGCACAACCGAACACGUCAGGCGGCCACCAGGGCUCCCAACGGAACGGCGAAAGCACCAGAAUGACGGGGUCAUCCGGAUCCGAGCUCGACAGCAUUCUCGAUUUUCUACAAAUAGAAGUGGAGAGCAGAGAGAAAGCUGGUAACAGCAAUGCUAGCAAAAAUGAUUCUGGUCGAGAUCAACAAGCGAAGGGAAACCGACUCAAGAAACCCCGACCAGCAUCCGCAGUUUUGCAUGCAUCGGCGAAGGUGGCACGGUGCAACUUCUGCGAUUCCGAGCAGCACACGAUGGAGAACUGCACCGCCCCCAUAGAUUUGGAUCGAAAAAAGAGGAUACUCUCCGCAGAAAGUCGCUGUUUUAGGUGUACAGUGAAAGGACACCGCGCCAAAGAUUGCAGGAGGAGGGUUGUAUGCUCGUCGUGCAAAGGCAAACACGUGACUUCACUCUGCGACCCCAACUGGAACUCCGUCUCGGGGACGAAGGUUAAAACGGUCGAAACAACAAGCAUGCACGCCGCAAGCACAGGAGGAGCAAACGAUGGCGACGUCGUGCUAUUACAGACAUUUCGAGCGUGGAUUCUCGCCGGAAAACAGUCGGCCUAUGUUAGAGGGAUCUUUGAUGGCGGCAGCCAGAAGACUUUCGUCCGUCAAGAUGUAUCCAGGCGGUUGAACCUGGAGAAACUAGGCGACAUAGUGGUGAGGCUGAACACCUUUGGCGACGCUACGACGGGAGGAGUCGUUCACCGACAGAAACUGGUGCAAGUAAAGCUCCGCAGCCAGUAUGAUCAGAAGGAGCACCUGCUGGAGGCCGUGGAGAUACCGUUCAUCUCCAAGGACAUCGUGUCACUAUGCCCAGACGACGCUCUCGUAGAAGCAGUCAGAGCUGAAGGAGGACACAUUGCCGACGAGAUGUUUUUUCCAGGAGUAGAAGCAGAACCUGGAAUCGGGCUUCUGAUAGGCGCAGAUCAAAUGUGGAAGCUGGUGAAGACAAACGUCCGUCGCUGUGCCGGUAAAACGAACACAGUCGCCGUCGACACACACUUGGGUUGGACGUUCCAAGGACCAGCCGUACUCAAGUCAUCGUUGACUGAGGAGACUAAAGCGCUUACCUGCGUUUUGCACGUUGAAGCCGCAACGGAGGAAAGUACCUUCGAUCUGAGGAAAUUUUGGGAGCUAGAGAGCCUAGGAAUUACCGACAACGCCGAUGACGGUCGCCACGAGGAAAAUACAGUCAUGAAGCAGUUUGAGAGCACAGUCACGCGGGAGGAUGGUCGGUACAAAGUAGGGUUGCCAUGGAAGCACACCAGUAGUCCACUAGAAGACAACAGAGAAGUCGCAGAGCACCGGUUACGUACUUUGGUCAAACGACUGCGGCGAAACUACAGCCACUUAUUAGACUACGAUGGAGCAAUGCGCAAAUACCUGGAGCAAGGACACGCGGAGGUCGUUACUGAUUCGGAGCCAACGUCGUCAGAGCAUGUAUAUUACAUGCCACACCAGGCGGUGAUUCGGGAAAGCUCCACAACCACCAAACUCAGGGUCGUUUUCGACGCUUCCGCUCACGCUCCAAACUCAGCUCCAUUAAACGCGUACCUGGAAAAAGGGCCCAAGCUGAACACAGAACUCAUACCGCUAUUACUGCGCUUUCGCACCGAACGUAUCGCGCUCGUGGCUGACAUCGCCCAAGCAUUUCUGCAGGUAGUGGUUGGAGAGGAAGAUCGAGACGCACUGCGUUUCUUGUGGUACAAAGAAACACCGACGGAGGAGGGUCCUUUACCAGCCCCCGAAGUUUGGAGAAUGACUAGAGUACCGUUUGGGACGACCUCGAGUCCGUUCCUCUUGGCAGCAACACUGAACGGCGUAGAGGAACGGUUGAAAGCAACAGCUUCCAAGCUCGCCGCAUCCUUCUACGUGGAUGACCUGUUAACAGGGGCUUCCUGCGAGGAGGAUGCCCAACGGAUUUACAAAGAAGCCAACGCGAUCAUGAGAUCGGCGGGAAUGCUCCUGAGGAAGUGGGCAUCAAAUUCUAAGCGUCUUAACCAGCUUUUUGAAGAACAAGAAGAGGUUGGUCCCGGAGAUCACGACACAGGAUUACUGGGAUUACGAUGGGAUCGGCAGACAGACAGUCUGAAGCUUGCACAACACAACAGGAGUACCGGUUCGGAAAGCACUACGAAACGAACGAUACUGCAAGUCUCUGCAUCGGUAUUCGACCCACUAGGUUUCGUGUCACCAUUCACGAUAUGUUCAAAGAUUCUAUUCCAACGGAUCUGGCAAGCCGGCGUUGGCUGGGACGAAGACCUACCCGUGGAGAUGGUUGGAGAGUGGACACGAUGGGUCGAGGGCCUACCGUACAUGCAACGCAUCGAGAUACCGCGUUUUGUGAGCCAAGGAAUAGGAGACAUCGCGGGAGUACAAGUACACGUUUUCACGGACGCAAGUCCCUUGGCAUACGGAGCAGUUGCAUACUUGAGAACAGAAGACACGACUGGGGACGUCUCAGUAACGCUCAUGAUCUCGAAGGCGCGCGUCGCACCCUUGAAAACUUUAACAUUACCGCGACUGGUUUCUGGGAGCGGCUUGUCCGAGUGGUGA